ACCAAACAACUCGGUCACGUGUAGACUGAAGGCGAGGCUGCGUUCAUACAAAGAGUAAAUGUUGGACAGCACAGUGCUCUGUGAUGACUCGUGUCUCCGUUUAAUCUGUUAAAGUAACGCUUGAGGAAGUACAACGUGAGGGGCCGCGUAGGUGUCAGUGAGGGAAAACACAUAUUCUAGUAGCGAUAACACGAAUAUAAUGUUAAAAAAGGCAAAGAUAUUACACUGGUUAAAGUAUUAUAGUUUUUAAUUCAGUUUACCACAUAUACUAAUCAAGUAAUAUGUGCAUUAAUAGUCAGAUGUUUUUUCUUUUUCUCAUGUAACCACGCACAUUAUGAUGCGCUUUUUCGUGAAACACUCCCAUGUCCCACCACCUGGUGAUGAAUAUCUAUAGAUGCGAUGCAAAAUAUGGUCAGGUGGACAAAUACAUAUUUAUCCGCGACUGCGACUGCGCAUACUCCUUGCUCUGUUGCUACUCAGUUGUUGUAGUUACCAGGAAGAUUACCCGCGAUGAUCAACUGGCCCUGGCGAUACCAGCUAGCUAGCUAGCAGUAAGCGGAACCUCGGAGAUAAAGGCAAGUUUACGUGGGUGUGUGCUGGUCAAACUAACCGGACCCGGUUCCUCCCGUAACUAAAGUGACAUGACAGCGACGUUAAGUUGUAUUCCGCUAACGCUCGUCGGUCUGUCUGGACUUAACUCGCGUCCAGGUAGUCAGGAUGUCUUCUGUCCCCCAAUACAAUAAGGCUAACUGCUAAAUGUGAAGCUGCGAACGAAUCGACGUGACUUGUUCCGAGCCUCUGUUGCAUGGUUAUUGAUGACGGACGUGUUUGCAGUCGGAGGCGGUGAGCGUCAGGUGCCAUGGUGAGACCGAGACCCUCGAUGCCAGGAAGAUUUCCCCGGGCAGCUCGUCCUCUAUUCCCGUGAAGAUGCCCGCUGUGGUCCGCGAGAAGGAGGACUCUGAGUCCGAAGACGAAGACCACGCCUGCAUUGCCUGGAGCGGCCUCAGCAAGACCAUCCCGAUCCUCUUGUUUUUCCCUGAAGCUGCUGUUUCAAAAGAUGGGAGUAUCUGCUCUACUGGAGAGCGAUAUCAUUUGGCCUUCAAGAUUGUGCGCACAGAGAGUCGCCUGGUACGAGGACUACUCACCAAUCAUGGGUUCCACGAGGUUCACCCAAACAGCAAUGACUUUAACCUCAUGUGGAUGGGAUCUCAUCUCAAGCCUUACAUACUACGCAGCCUUCAAGACUUCCAGAAGGUCAACCACUUUCCGAGGUCGUAUGAAUUGACGCGCAAAGACCGCCUGUAUAAAAACAUCCAGCGAAUGCAGCAGACUCAUGGCUUCAAACACUUCCACAUCGUUCCUCUGACCUUUGUGCUUCCCUCUGAGUACCAGGAGUUCUGCAAUUGCUUUGCGAAGGACAAGGGCCCCUGGAUCGUAAAACCAGUGGCAUCUUCAAGAGGGAGGGGCAUCUACUUGGUCAGCAAUCCAAAUCAGAUAUUAAUGGACGAGAACACCUUGGUGUCUCGCUAUAUUAAUAACCCACUACUCAUAGAUGAGUUCAAGUUCGAUGUGCGGUUGUACGUGUUGGUGACAUCAUACGAUCCGGUCCUCAUCUACAUGUACGAGGAGGGUCUGGCUAGGUUUGCCACCGUCAAGUACGACCGGACUUCAAAGAACAUCAAGAACACAUUCAUGCAUCUCACCAACUACAGCGUGAACAAAAAGAGCAGCGAUUAUGUCAGUUGCGAUGACCCUGAAGUUGAGGAUUAUGGGAACAAGUGGAGUAUGAGUGCAGUGUUGAGGUAUUUGAAGCAGGAGGGGAAGGACACCACAUUGCUGAUGAGACAGGUGGAGGACCUCAUCGUCAAAGCAGUGUUGAGUGCCGAGCUGCAGAUAGCCAACGCCUGCAAGAUGUACGUCCCCCACAAGACAAACUGCUUCGAACUGUAUGGGUUUGACGUGCUCGUUGACUCCAACCUCAAACCCUGGUUGUUAGAGGUGAACCUUUCCCCCUCGCUGGCCUGUGAUGCACCCUUGGAUCUGAAAAUAAAGGCCAGCAUGAUUGCAGACAUGUUUUCGCUCGUGGGCUUUGUGUGUCAGGACCCCCUAUCGAGACAACCACGCUCUGACCGAGUCACCCUGGACCACAGCCUCAAGCACCCAGCAGCCCAAAGAACACAGCGCCAGAGGUCAGCACCCGCUACUAACUCGGACACAGAGGGGUCGAAAGACAAGCUCCGAUCUAACCAGGGCCAAGGAGAAAGCACUUUGAGCUUGACCGCUGACGAGAUCAAAGUGCUGAGGAGGAUAAAGGAAGAGUACGAGAGACGGGGAGGCUUCAUUAGGAUCUUCCCCACCGCAGAAACCUGGGAGCUGUAUGGUGGAUAUCUGGAGUCCAAGACAUCGUUGAACUUCAUGUUGGCAAACAGACUUUUCCAUGAAAGGAAUGUGAACGGGAAUGUGCAGCCGCAGGUGGACGCCAGCCACGGACGUCACGAUGUCCAGUACGAGAGAAAGCUGCCGCCUCUGGAGGCACGGAAGAGGAGACAGCGCCACCCGACUCAUCGCUCUGCCGCAGGGAAGAAGAAAUCCGGGAAGGAACCCAAGGCCUCCCCGAUGGAGAGCAGCAGUCAGGAGGGAGAGGACUGCGCUCAGGAGGAAAGGGAGGAGGCCAAACAAGCUCUCGAGUCAGUCUCACACAAGGCUUUGGUCACAGAGCAAAGAAAACAAGUGGCUCUGUCCGGCUCAGAGGCCGCCCCGCACAAUGCCAGGCCCAGAGUCCACCUGCUCAACAUCCUUCAGCAGGGCUGGGACCUCAGUAAAGUGCAGGCCCGCAUGGCGUUUUCCUCAUACCUGCAGCGAGUCCAGCAAAGACUGCUGGUAGAAAGCCGGGCGAACACCAUCCCAGCCUGGCCAGACAAGGACAGCGACCAAAUGGAGCUGGUGGUUCGCUUCCUCAAGAGAGCAGCCAGUAACCUUCAACAAGACAUAAAGGUGGUCUUGCCCAGUCGACAGCUUCCACUCCAAGACCGCAGACGCAUCCUGUCCCACCAGCUCGGAGAGUUUAUCCACUCUUACAACAAGGAAACUGAACAUGUGGUGAAAAAAAACGAGAAGAGCAUGGAGGAGCAUUGCGUUAACCCCAGUGUGUUUCAGGAGUACAUCGCUGCAGCAAGUGAAAACGAUCUGGAGGAAGUUCUGACAUUCUACACGCAGAAAAAUAAAUCGGCCGCCGUUUUCCUCGGAACAAAACUCAGGAGUGUUAAGAGAGACGGUCGCGAGCUGAACGCCUUAAGAGAUUACGGCAACUGUGAGAACUCCAAAACUCUCCCUGUGGCCAAAGAGGAUUCCAGUGCUUCCGAGUCCUCGCUCUCCAGAGGUAAAGUCAGCUGUGACCCAGACAUCGAGAGCCAGCCCUCUGUCCACAGAACCGGUCAAACCCAGCCUGAGGUCCAGGCCUCCAGCUUUCCUGUGACUUUAGACUGCACCCAUACCCAGCGCUGCUCCACAGCCCCGACGUCCCUGCCCCUCCACUGUCCGCCCCCGCCGCCGCCUCUUCAGCCCCCGUCCUAUGCACAGUCCUUGGCUAAAUCUCAAUUUUGCCAUCCCGAGACUCUCUCUGACCCUCCUGCAUACACCCCGGCGCUCGUGGUCACACGGCCCCAGAGCGCCGCGUGGACAGCGGUUCCCACCGGCUCUCGCACAAUCUGUAGUGGAACGGCCGCCCGGGCGCUUAGGAGGAUUCAGUCCUUCACCUCAACGACGUCCAGCUCUGGAGCCGCGCACAUCGAUAACCAGAAGCUCUCUCGACCUACCUCUGCGGGCCAAGCGAUCAGGAGGAGCAGUUCCAGUAAGCUGAAGUCCAACUCAACGGGGACUUUAAAGGAGUUAAAUUCGCUGUCGGCCCAAGCCCAGUCCAACCAGCAAGCCUUCAUCUCAGCCCUGCAGAAACUGGCUGACAAGCAGGUUGCUCGCCACUAUGCCAGCUCCAGUCACAUCAACCUGCUGACACAACACUUGACCAACCUGAACCUGGCCAACAGGAUGCGGAGCGGAGAGAGCGGCACACCGACCCCCGAAGGGCGGCCGGCCGCUGCCACGACCCAAGGGCCGGUGAAGGCGGUUCACUCCGGAACAGAUCGAUGGAGCGGCACUAUGCCCCUGAAGCAUGAGGAGGGUCUUUGGGAUGGUCAGAUGCAGAGUGCCUAUAGCUUGGUGACAGGGGUGAACCCCCAGCAGAGCUACCAGCUUCAGUUUGCUAUACAGAAACUACAACAGCAAAGACUUCAGUCUCGGCAGUUUCUGGACCAAAGCCAUUGCAGUCACCAGUUGUUUUUCUUGUUUCUUAGGCUCAAUUUCCAGACCAGACAAGUUCUCCACUCGCCCAGCCUCCCAAAAACUCAUCCGGCUGCCCUCUGCCCAGCUUCCAUAUCCGGUCCAAUCACAGCCACAGUCAAACCUGUGUCAGUCCUCCUGCUCUCGCCCCAAAGCCACCCAGCAGUGCCAGAGAGGGGCAGACCAGGAAAACAGCGACAAAGCGCCUCGUCAAGCAGACGUCCGCGGAGAGCUCGGCCGGUGGAAGCCUGCCCGGCGGCCGGCGCGUGGUCUACGAAGCCGUCCGUGGUCAAACAGGUCUCAUCUGUGAUCCGGAGCCCGAUCACAGAUGACAUGAAAGCGACCGGCGGCGUGUCCCGCCCCUCUGCUGGCCUGACAGGUGCCUCUGCAUGUAACUGCAUCCUCACAGAGGUGUAUUCUGGGAAAGGACAACAGCAACAGACGGAAGAUCUGAGACAUCAAACGGGGGUCCUCGUCACCGCUCUGUGAUCCGGCCACAGACGUGCAACGAGGAUAGUCUUCCAGGCCAGGAAUGGCCAGCUUUGAUGCAGCUUGGGAUUUUAUUUGCUCAGCUCGACAUACGUUGGCCUUUUCAACUCCCCCCCCCCCCCCCUCCCUUUGGCUACUCUCAUACAUCCUAACAGUUGUCCGCCCUCAUUCUCUCUCCAUGCUACUGAUACCGCGGGAAGAUCUGACAGAUCGCCUUCAGCAGAUGGUUCUUCAAUGCACCAGUGGCAUAUUUCAACGACAGGAUUCAACCUUUUAUUCUCUGCUCGAUAUUUGUAUCUUACUGCAAAGUUAUACAAACAGACAAGCGUGCAGAGAAGCUUCUCCCACGAGGACUCUGGCGUCGGACGCUCCGACUCCAGGUCUUUGUUUCAAGACAAGUUGUCGCCAAAUGACCAAAACUGGCCGUCGCCUAAGGACGCGUUAAAGCAUCGCAUCCUCCGCUCGUCGGCUUAAAAGCACGACUGGCUCCCGCCUCGUUCCUCGUUUACAAGGACGACGUCACAGUGUCGCUGUGAUGUUUACGUUUUGUACCAAGAGGAUAACACGGUUGGCUCGUGCGUAUUCCUGUCACCUGUUGAGAUGUUGAUGUUGUUUACCUGAAAUGGACCAAAUUUCAUAUUUUUUGUAAACUCAAUAUGUAGAUUAUUGUUAAUAUAUCAGUAUUGAUAUACAGUUCAUCGUCCACCAAACGCCAUCUCUGUAGCUCGAGGCUGAACACCCUCGUGGAUAUUCUUUGCUCGUGAGCAUUUAGUGAGUUAACUCAGGGUGUGUUCAGAGAAUGAAACAUUUGUGUUGUAUAUCAGAAGUUUCAGCAUAUGUUUGCGAUGACGAGCAGCAAUACUUGAAUGUCACGCAUGUUUUUGUCAUGUCAACGGAUGAUUAUUAUCAUCGUGAUUUUGUACAGUAGUUUUUCAACUGGUUUUAAUACAAUCGAUAGUGUUGUGGUCGGUGUUGUAGAUGGACUACUUUACGACGCCAGCGCAUGAUGUGUUACAAGGAACAGUGGACUCCAAAUCAACGCGCGUCCUCUCCUGCGGUGACACAAGGUUUACAGUCGGAUCAUUUCAUCUGUUUGGUUGCUGAUGGUUUACAACACGCAUGCAUGGGAUUGUAAUGUUUUCGGAAUCAAGUCAGUCUGUAUCCAACAUGGAAAUGAACCCCGAGACGGCGUCGAAACAUGCCGAUCAUGUCAGUAAAUGCAUUUGUUGUCAUUGCUGGACUUUGAUUUCUUCACUUUUGCCAUCAGAAUGAACCCCAUUACCUCAAUGAAAUAAAGUGCUCUAAAAUACUAAACUAGAACGGGCACUCGGUAGAGCGCAUACCUUCGCAUAUCACAAGAUUGGGCAUUGAAUUAUGAACAUGUUGGCAUUAGUUGCAUGCCGAUUGGAUAGAAAUUGACCGUGCUUUGGUAAAAAGAAGAGUUUGACCUUUCCAUGACCUUGACCUUUGACCCGAUCGAUCCCAAAAUCUAAUCAAAUGGUCCCCGGAUAAAAACCAAACAUCCCACCAAAUUUCAUGCGAUUCAAGAAUAUGUUGACCUUGGCUUUGACCUUUGACCCAAUCGAUCCCAAAAUCGAAUCAAAUGGUCCCCGGAUAAUAACCAACCAUCCCACCAAAUUUCCGGUUUAAAACUUUUUUUGUUAUGCGAAUAACACGCAUACAAAUAAAUAAAUAAAUACACGGCGAUCAAAAUAAUAACCUUCCGCAUUGUCAAUGCGAAGGUAACAAACACAGUAACACAUCCAACAAUAAUGGAAUUAGAACAAUUCUAUCCAACUGUCCAUUUUUAAUAAAAAAUAAAAAAAACAAGGUGUUUCCAAGAGUAAUAGGAAAGACGUUUACAGUUUGUGAUCUAGUUAAACGUUCGCUUCGUGACAUACAUCGUCUCAUACGACAGAGAGGCUCCACAACGAUCCCUGGAACCUCCGUCCUGUUGUAUGACAGAGGUAAACAUAACCGUGGAAAUAUGACUU
Molecule: messenger RNA, 6818 nt
Organism: Pseudoliparis swirei
Lineage: Eukaryota; Metazoa; Chordata; Actinopteri; Perciformes; Liparidae
Gene: ttll5
Product: tubulin tyrosine ligase-like family, member 5
Exons: 30
Coding region: 928-4824 (1298 amino acids)
Biological process (GO): protein polyglutamylation; microtubule cytoskeleton organization
Cellular component (GO): cilium
Molecular function (GO): tubulin-glutamic acid ligase activity; tubulin binding
Source: RefSeq, a predicted model, not a curated record